Messenger RNA from Oryzias melastigma (Indian medaka), 1402 nucleotides. RefSeq names its product bcl-2/adenovirus E1B 19 kDa-interacting protein 2-like protein. NCBI's taxonomy places the organism in Eukaryota, Metazoa, Chordata, Actinopteri, Beloniformes, Adrianichthyidae. Gene Ontology annotation, biological process: apoptotic process. The record is from RefSeq and is a predicted model, not a curated record. Gene Ontology annotation, cellular component: cytoplasm.
ACCAACAAGAGUGUGAUUUACAGCCAGGAGAUGAAGAGUCGGAGGAGAAAUUAUCGACGCACAGCAGAGAACGACCAGCUCCUCCCAGCAGUCUGGCUUUGUCUGGACCAAAAUCAAUAAAGAAGAAAGUUCUGGCAGCUCCGGCUCUCAGUCUGUCUUUAGGCGGCUCUUUGGCCUCCGAAGAGUUCGCCCCCGGCUUCAUUUCCCCCUCCCCUGAAGAUGACGACGACACAAAGCUGGACUUGGACCUGGACGCCAUGGAGACACCAUCCGACAGCGAGUCUUUGCACUUUCCCAACUACGACCUUGACCUGGAAGAUGACCUGCGCCGUCUGGGAGUGGCGUCCCACAAACCCUUUGGCUCCGGCUCUCCACCUGAUCAGAGUGGACUGAGCGCUCUAGAAAAGGAGGAUGUGGUGGACAGCAAGGGCACUAGGUGGCGUUGUUUCUCCACAGGUGACCCUCCUCAGGAGAGCCGGGUCAACAUGACUGUUCUGGAGCCCUUCCUCAGAGUGCUGUCACAUGGAGGUUACUAUGGAGACGGCAUGGAUGACAUCGUGGUGUUUUCCUCCUGUUAUUUGCCGGAGAACGGCCUGGAGAAUUAUCAGUAUGUGAUGGACAACCUGUUCAGGUUUGUUGUUGGGACGCUGGAGCUGAUGGUGGCAGAAAACUACGUGAUCGUGUAUCUGUGCUCUGGAGGCCAGAAGGACAAGCUGCCGGGAAUCGGCUGGCUCAGAGAGUGGUACACCACCAUCGAUCGGAGGCUGAGGAAGAACCUGAAGGGUUUCUAUGUGGUCCAUCCAACCUGGUACAUCAAAGCUCUCAUCACCAUCAUCAGACCCUUCAUCAGCUCCAAGUUCAGCAGGAAGCUCCAGUUUGUGGAGAGUCUUCAGGAGCUUUCUCAGCUCGUCCCCACUGAGCAUGUGCAGAUCCCAGACGGCGUCAGACAGUACGACCAGAGCCUGUCCAGGUGAUGCUGCAGAGUCCAAAGGCUUCUUCUUCUUCUUCUUCUUCUUCCUGUCGGAUUUAUGUUCACAGCUGCCUCAGAGAGGAGCUUCAGCCUCUGCAAAGAUCACUUUCACAUCUGGAGAACAACAAGCCGCCAUUAUAAGAGAUGAACUUGUAAACAGUGUUGAUAUGGACUUUAGUGUCACGUUUCCAAAUUAUUGAAGGUACUGUUUUAAAAGGAAAAACUUAGUUUUAUUGAACAGGUUUGAAAUUAUUUUUUGAUGACGACCCUCAUUUUCAUCAUUUAUUUAUAACUUAAUGAAUAAAGAUGUUAAAAAAGACUUUCUUUGUGUUUCUGAGUUUAAAAAGUUUACAAAAAAUGUUUAUGUAAAAAUUAUAGUGUAGUUUGAGUCCAACCAUUAAAACAGAAGGUGACUCUUCUUUAUAUAAACAA